Molecule: messenger RNA, 1011 nt
Organism: Parastagonospora nodorum SN15
Lineage: Eukaryota; Fungi; Ascomycota; Dothideomycetes; Pleosporales; Phaeosphaeriaceae
Exons: 5
Coding region: 1-1011 (336 amino acids)
Biological process (GO): transmembrane transport
Cellular component (GO): plasma membrane
Molecular function (GO): water channel activity
Source: RefSeq, a predicted model, not a curated record
AUGAACGUCGACCGUCCCACGCGUGGCCUGCGCAUUCCAUGGAAGUCCCGCCAUCACCAACGACCCCACAAACACGAGCAUCAUGUGGCACGUCCUCUGGACUGGCUUAACUUCCUCCCAAAGACUGUAAAGGGGCAUAUUGUCGCAUGCUUAGGCGAAUUUGUGGGCACAUUCAUGUUUUUGCUCUUUGCUUUAGGCGGGACAAAUGUCGUCAAUACUGCACCAGCGCAAGGUGCCAACGCGACAGAUCUCGCUGCCAAUCCGAGCAAAAUCAUGUACAUCUCUUUGGUGUUUGGUCUAGCACUCAUGGUGAACGCCUGGGUGUUCUUCCGCAUUAGUGGAGGAUUGUUCAAUCCUGCCGUCACCCUCGGCAUGAUGCUUGUUGGAGCUACUGCUUACAUGCGUGGCCUCCUAAUCAUCAUUUCCCAGAUCAUUGGUGGCAUCGCAGCUUCAGCCGUUGUGUCUGGAAUGAUGCCCAACGUCUUGGCUGUGAGGACUGAGCUGGGCGGUGGUACCACCGUGGUUCAGGGACUGUUUAUUGAGAUGUUCUUGACGGCGCAGUUGGUCUUCACCAUCUUCAUGCUUGCUACCGAGAAGCACGAAGGUACCUUCAUUGCUCCUGUUGGUAUAGGACUGGCAAGUUCUCUCUUCGUCGCUGAGCUUAUGGGUGUCUACUACACCGGUGGCAGUGUCAACCCGGCCCGAUCCUUCGGCCCAGCUGUGGUAUCUCACACUUUUGCUUCGUACCAUUGGAUCUAUUGGGUCGGACCCAUUCUUGGAGCUAUCCUUGCGAGUACCUUCUACAUGUUCAUCAAAGCUUUGGAGUAUGAGACUGUCAACCUUGAAGGUGAUGAUCCAAAGGCAGCUCUAGGUGAAAAGUUCAAAGGAGCUCCCGCCUCCCGCGACGGCGCUGUUUCAGGCCAUCGCAGGACCGCAUCUGGUGGUUCAAGCGACACCUAUGAUAAGGCUCCAGUCCUCGAGAACGGCAGCCCGCCCCCGGCAGCUCGCUAG